UCCUUGUUCAGUAUCCGGUUUACGCCACGAUGAUACCAUUUUGCCAGGAUUUGGCUUGACCCGCUUUACUUGGCAUGUACAAGGACUACGGGACAUCCCUUGAUGGAUCAUUCGUUCGUAACACUUGCAAUGAUGUUGUGACGGCACGCCAUAAAAGGAUAUAUGCUAGGUAUACAAGAUGCAAAACAAAGAAAACAAUAUACCGACAAGGACCAGCUCGCCAAUAAAAUACCAACUAGUCCGGAAAAUACGCUGCUUGGCAUAUUGGACAACGGUACCGGCCGUACUGAAACGACGAUGCAAGACACGCCGCAUGGAAAGCAUGACCACAGCUAUUCAAAACACGAAUCUCACUGUUUGUCCUGGUCGACCGACCCUCCUCAAGUACCCGCGGAGAAACAGGGCGACGAUCAUCACGACUAUCAUAACCCGCGUAAGAAUGAGAUACAGGAAUCCAAGCGGCCUCAGGAGGUAUCGGAAGUGAAUCUCGAGAUGAACACAAUCCGAGCGAUGAUAGACAAAUUGCACUGGCCAAUGAUUAGCGCUUAAGUUUAUGCCGAGAGGACUAGCGUCAGCCCUGUCCCCGCCAGUUUCUUGGGCCAAGAGUGCCCAGAAAUCACCAGAGAGGCUGGGUGAAAGGAAAAGGACAACGAGGGAACCCACCAUAUGU
Messenger RNA from Aspergillus glaucus CBS 516.65, 670 nucleotides. RefSeq lists its product as uncharacterized. Lineage: Eukaryota; Fungi; Ascomycota; Eurotiomycetes; Eurotiales; Aspergillaceae. The coding region runs from base 163 to 549 and encodes 128 amino acids. The record is from RefSeq and is a predicted model, not a curated record. The transcript has a single exon.